Molecule: messenger RNA, 465 nt
Organism: Trichophyton rubrum CBS 118892
Lineage: Eukaryota; Fungi; Ascomycota; Eurotiomycetes; Onygenales; Arthrodermataceae
Exons: 1
Coding region: 1-465 (154 amino acids)
Source: RefSeq, a predicted model, not a curated record
AUGUUUCUCAUUUGUCGUGUCGAGCGUCUUGUUCGUCUCAAUCGGAGUCUCUGUGUUGGCCGUCUAUCAAACAGCCGGACCAAAAGUCGAGUCCACCGGCUGCCAACAGAGGCGAUAUCUCUUACUGACACUGUCCCUUAUGUCGUAGUAUUAUCUCUAUCAUGGCUUCUGUCAAGUUUUAUCCAUGAGACUCUGGGUAUAUGUCCGUUGCUAUCAGCCCCGGUUGGAAGGAAAGACAUAACCACAUGCCUUUCAGGCAGAAGCAGGCCACUUUCAUCCGGAGCAACGAUUAUCGUCCUUUUAUCAUCCUUUUAUCGUCCGUUUCUUGUCCGUUUCUUGUCCUGUCUUGUCUAUCGUCAGUAUCAGACGCGGCUGAGAGGAAGAAGACUCCGUACCAAGUCCUGCUUUGGCCUCCAAGACGCCCUCAGCCGCUGGGCAGAAGCUAGUGGACGCCUCGCCGAGUGA